Venustampulla echinocandica is the source of this 720-nucleotide messenger RNA. RefSeq lists its product as uncharacterized. Bases 1 to 720 code for a protein of 239 amino acids. The transcript is spliced from 2 exons. Gene Ontology annotation, biological process: signal transduction. The record is from RefSeq and is a predicted model, not a curated record. Gene Ontology annotation, cellular component: plasma membrane. Lineage: Eukaryota; Fungi; Ascomycota; Leotiomycetes; Helotiales; Pleuroascaceae. Gene Ontology annotation, molecular function: GTP binding; GDP binding; GTPase activity.
AUGAAGGGAAGUUUCGAAAGUUACAAUAUUGUUGUGGUUGGCGGGGCCGGUGUUGGCAAAGCAACAUUCAUCCACCAGUUUGAACUGAAUAGUUUUAUUGAGCAUAUUGAGCCGACCGCCUGCAGCGAAAAAGUCAGGAAACAAGUCAUUGUAGACGACCGAGCCUGUUUAAUACAAUCGUUAGACCCCAUCUCGACGACGGAUGCCGCUGACCGGGAAUGGGCAAAGAAGUAUUGGAAGCAGCAAGUUCUCGAGGCCGAUGCCGCAAUCCUAAUGUAUUCUGUCACAUCACGCGAGACCCUCAUGCAGGUUGCCAGGCUUCACAGCGCGAUAUUGGACGUCCUGGCCGCAGCUUCUAAUCUAGGCGGAGGACAUAAGUAUGCGAGCAUCUUGCCACAGAGCCCACACAGAAUAACGAUCCCCAUUUGCCUAGUGGGGAAUAAAAUAGACCAACAUGCAGCGCGAGAGAUCUCCUACGCUGAGGGCGUCCAGCUCGCAAAGAGCCUCGGAUGCUGUUUCUUUGAGGCGUCCGCGAAGAGGGAGCAUACGGUCAGGAAGGUCUAUGAUAGUCUCAUCCGCGCUAUUCGUCGGGGGGAUGAAGUCGGGCAACAAUGUCUAGGAAGCGGCACAGGCCAAGAUGCAUUGCGAGAAGCCUCUGCUGUGGAUGGGGGUGGGGUGUUAGGUUGCUUUGUGCGAUUAUAUAGGUUUGUUAAACGGUGA